This is a messenger RNA of Orycteropus afer afer, 1221 nucleotides long. The record is from RefSeq and is a predicted model, not a curated record. NCBI's taxonomy places the organism in Eukaryota, Metazoa, Chordata, Mammalia, Tubulidentata, Orycteropodidae.
AUGCCUUAUGUGGAUCGUCAGAAUCGCAUUUGUGGUUUUCUAGACAUUGAAGAAAAUGAAAACAGUGGGAAAUUUCUUCGAAGGUACUUCAUACUGGAUACCCAAGAAGAUAGUUUUGUAUGGUACAUGGAUAAUCCACAGAACCUACCCUCUGGAUCGUCACGUGUUGGAGCCAUUAAACUUACCUACAUUUCAAAGGUUAGCGAUGCAACUAAGCUAAGGCCAAAGGCAGAGUUCUGUUUUGUUAUGAAUGCAGGGAUGAGGAAAUACUUCCUACAAGCCAAUGAUCAGCAGGACCUAGUAGAAUGGGUAAAUGUGUUGAACAAAGCUAUAAAAAUUACAGUACCAAAGCAAUCUGACUCCCAGUCUCAUUCUGAUGUUCUGAGUCGCCAGGGUGAUUAUCCCUGUGCAAAGAAGCAAGUAUCGUAUAGAACUGACAUUGUGGGUGGUGUCCCCAUCAUUACGCCAACUCAGAAAGAAGAAGUCAAUGAAUGUAGUGAAAGUAUUGACAGAAAUCAUUUGAAACGGUCACAAAGCCAUCUUCCUUACUUUACUUCCAAACCACCUCCAGACAAUACAGUUAUCAAGGCUGGAUACUGUGUAAAACAAGGAGCAGUGAUGAAAAACUGGAAGAGAAGAUAUUUUCAAUUGGAUGAAAACACAAUAGGCUACUUCAAAUCUGAACUGGAAAAGGAACCUCUGCGUGUAAUACCACUUAAAGAGGUCCAUAAGGUCCAGGAGUGUAAGCAGAGUGACAUAAUGAUGAGGGACAACCUCUUCGAAAUUGUAACAUCAUCUCGAACUUUCUAUGUGCAGGCCGAUAGCCCUGAGGAGAUGUACAGCUGGAUUAAAGCCGUCUCUGGCGCCAUUGUCGCACAGCGGGGACCCGGCCGGUCAGCGUCUUCCGAGCAUUCCGCCUGCCCUGCAGAAUCCAAACAUGCCGUCCGGCCCGCCGGUGCCUCAGCAGCCCUCCCACAUUCCACAGCCACUCGCAGCACCUCUCUGGUCUCCACCUUUGCCAUGGAGAAGCGAGGAUUUUACGAAUCUCUUGCCAAGGUCAAGCCAGGGAACUUCAAGAUCCAGACUGUCACUCCAAGAGAACCAGCUUCCAAAGUGACUGAACAAGCUCUGCUGAAACCUCAAAGCAAAAAUGGCCCUCAGGAAAAAGAUGGUGGCCCGGUGGACUUGGAUGACGCAAGCCUUCCAGUCAGUGAUGUGUGA